GAACGCAUCACGCCUCAGUACCGUUGCGAGCAGCAGCCGCGGCGGCAGCGACGCCGCUUUCUCCUUCUUGUAACCUAAACAAUGCCUCGUACAGAGCGGAGCCACGCACACCAAUAGAAUGCGUUACACACACCGCAGAGCCCGCAUUUCGCUGCUAUUCUGACUUAUUAAAUGCGCCGACCGUAAGCAUGUGGAUACCUACGGAACAGGAGAAAUACGGCGUCGUGCUGGCCAGUUUUAGAGGGACCAUCCAGCAUGGCCUCCCCCUGGAAAUUGGAGACACGGUUCAAAUCCUGGAGAAAUGUGAAGGAUGGUACAGGGGAUUCAUCCUUAAAAACCCCAAUAUCAAGGGGAUCUUCCCAUCCUGUUUUAUCCACUUGAAGAAUGCCCACGUCAAGAACAAAGGGCAAUUUGAGACGGUCAUCCCUGUCGAGGACUCUGUCAUCACAGAGAUGACAUCCACACUGCGGGAGUGGGGUGCCAUGUGGAAGCAACUCUAUGUGAAGAACGAAGGGGAUUUGUUUCACCGGCUUUGGCAUGUGAUGAAUGAAAUCCUGGACCUGAGGAGGCAGGUGCUGGUCGGCCACCUCACUCAUGACCGGAUGAGGGACGUCAAGCAGCACAUUACUGCCAGAUUGGACUGGGGCAACGAACAACUCGGCCUGGACCUGGUCCCCAGACAGGAGUUCAGCAUGGUGGACCCUGAUGAACUCAGUGUCACAGAGCUUUACAGAAUGAUGGAGAAUCGGCACCGUAAGAAGGAAACCCCUGCGCCCGCCAGCACCCAUCACCUGUUUGUGCACGUCAAGAGUCUAAUGAGCGCCAACCUGGGGGAGGAGCUAGAGGUCUUCUUUCACAUUUAUGAUGGACGGGAGGGCCGUCCUCUCAGCGAACGCUUCUUCGUCAGGCUGAAUAAGAGCGGGUUGCCCAAGUCGCCGGAGAAGACGGAGAGACAGUGCACGCUGUUUGUGGAUUUGGGAAGCAGCGAUCUGCGGAAAGAUGUCUACAUCGUUGUGCACAUCAUAAGAAUAGGGAGGAUGGGAGCUGGGGAGAAGAAGAACCUGUGCAGCGUGCAGUACAGGCGGCCUCUCGGCUGCGCUGUGGUCAGCAUAGCCGAUCUCCUCACCGCAGACUCUAAGGAUGACCACCUGCUGAAAGUUUACACGUGUAACACAGAGAGUGAGUGGUACCAGAUCCAUGAAAAUAUCAUCAAAAAAGCCAAUUCCAGAUACAAUCUGUCUGGAUCCAACACAGGCCUGGCUGUGGCUCUGCAGCUCCUACACGGAGACAUCGAGCAGCUGAGGCGGGAGUAUAUGGUCCUGUUCACUCGAGGUGUGUCCAUUACCAGGAAACUGGGCUUCUCUGACAUCAUCAUGCCAGGAGAAAUGAGGAAUGACCUUUACAUCACACUGGAGAGGGGAGAGUUUGAGAAGGGGGGAAAGAGCGUCGCCCGAAACGUAGAGAUCACAGUUUAUGUGUUAGACAGUGAUGGUCAGAUCCUUAAGAGUCACGCCGCCGCCGGUUCAGGCGAACCAGGGGGAGACGAGUACCACUCUCUGGUUCUGUACCACAACAACAGUCCUCGCUGGGCGGAACAGAUCAAACUGCCCAUCCCGGUGGACAUGUUCAGGGGAUCUCACGUUCGCUUUGAGUUUCGGCACUGCUCCACGAAAGACAAAGGCGAGAAGAAACUGUUUGGAUACUCCUUUGUGCCUCUGAUGCAGGAGGAUGGCAGGACUCUGCCAGAUGGCACCCACGAGCUCAUUAUCCACAAGUGUGAGGAGAACACCAACCUGGCUGACUGCUCCCGCUACCUGAAACUGCCGUGCUCCAAGGCCAACCUUCCAUCCAACAAUCAGACGCUGAAAAGCACCAAAGAGUCUUUCUGGAUCACCAGCUUCCUCUGUUCAACCAAACUUACCCAAAAUGGUGAGAUGUUGGACCUGCUGAAGUGGCGAGCGCAUCCUGAAAGAAUCCUCGAUAGUCUAUCAAAGCUGAAGGAGAUCGAUGGCUCUGAGAUUGUCAAAUUUUUGCAGGACACCCUUGAUACUCUCUUUGGGAUUUUGGAUGAAAACUCCCAGCGAUAUGGUCUAAAGGUUUUCGAUUCACUGGUCCAUAUCAUCAAUCUGCUUCAGGACAGCAAAUUCCAACACUUCAAACCGGUCAUGGACACCUACAUCGAGAGCCACUUUGCCGGAGCGCUGUCUUACAGAGACCUGAUCAAAGUCCUGAAGUGGUACGUGGACCGCAUUGUUGAUGCAGAACACCAGGAUCACAUACAGCAGGUUCUUAAGGCCAGUGAAUACAUCUUCAAGUACAUUAUCCAGUCUCGCCGGCUCUUUUCGUUGGCCACAGGGGGCCAAAACGAGGAGGAGUUCAGAAUGUGCAUCCAUGAGCUUUUUAUGUCCAUCCGCUUCUUCCUCUCCCAGGAGAACAAAGGCAUCAGUCCGGUCGCACAAACACAGGCUGUGUUCCUGAAAACGUUCCCUGCCAUCUACAGUGAACUGCUGAAGAUCUUCACAGUGCGAGAGGUGGCGAGUUUCGUCCGAGAGACCCUAGCCAGCCUGCCGAGCUCAGUCCACCCCGAAAGUCCACUGGAAGCCGUCAAGCUGCAGUGCAUUGCCAAGACAGUGGAGACCCAGCUCUACAUUAACCCAGAAUCCCGGUGCAUCCUGCUCCCUGUGGUGCUUCGGGUUCUCCAGACCCACAUGCAGGAACAAAGAGACCUGGUCAUGUGUGCCCGCAUUCUCACCAGCAUGAUGUCUCUCAUCAAGAAGGAGGAGAACGGCACUGUGGAGCCAACGGUGUCUGAGGAAGUGGAACUAAUAGUGGAAAGUCUGCUGGGGGUUUUAAUGAGGACCAUCUUGGAAAUCAGCAACCGGCCCCAGUCUGCCGGACCUGCCAUGAGACUGCAGUUCCAGGAUGUCACUGGAGAAUUUGUGGCUUGUUUGUUAGCGCUAUUGCGACAGAUGACUGACAGACACUACCAGAAGCUGCUGCAGGCUUUCAGCAGCAAAGACGACUUGAGGGACUUCCUUCUUCAUAUCUUCACUGUCUUCAGGAUCCUGAUUAGACCAGAGAUGUUUCCUAAAGACUGGACUGUCAUGCGGCUUGUAACAAACAAUGUCAUCAUCACAACUGUCCUCUACCUUUCUGACGCUCUGAGGAAAAACUUCCUCAAUGACAAGUUUGACUACAAAGUGUGGGACUCCUAUUUCUAUUUAUCUGUAAUAUUCAUCAACCAGCCCUGUCUACAGCUGGAGUCCUUCUCUCCUUCCAAAAAGAAAAAGAUUCUGGAAAAGUAUGGAGACAUGAGGGUGAUGAUGGGCUGUGAGAUCUUCAGCAUGUGGCAGAAUUUAGGAGAACACAAGUUAAACUUCAUUCCAGCUAUGAUUGGACCCUUUCUGGAGGUGACCCUUGUUCCCCAGCCUGAUCUACGGAAUGUCAUGAUCCCUAUUUUCCAUGACAUGAUGGACUGGGAGCAAAGACGCAGCGGAAAUUUCAAGCAGGUUGAGGCCAAACUGAUUGACAAGCUGGACAGCUUGAUGUCUGAGGGCAAAGGAGACGAGACGUACAGAGAGCUCUUCAACAGCAUAAUUCCUCUGUUUGGUCCGUACCCUAGUCUGCUGAAGAAGAUCGAGAGAGAGACCUGGAGGGAGAGUGGGAUCUCUCUUAUCGCCACCGUCACUCGCCUGAUGGAGAGGCUGUUGGAUUACAGGGACUGUAUGAAGCUGGGAGAAGUCGAUGGCAAAAAGAUUGGGUGUACUGUUAGCUUGUUGAACUUCUACAAAACAGAGCUGAACAAAGAGGAGAUGUACAUCCGUUACAUACAUAAACUGUACGACCUGCACUUGAAAGCUCAGAAUUACACAGAGGCGUCGUACACACUGCUGCUGUACGAUGAGCUGCUGGAGUGGUCAGACCGGCCGCUCAGAGAGUUCCUCAACUACCCCAUGCAGAGCGAAUGGCAGAGAAAAGAGUAUUUGCAUAUUACUAUAAUCCAGAACUUUGACAGGGGAAAGUGUUGGGAGAACGGCAUCAUCCUGUGCAGGGAGCUCGCCGAUCAGUACGAGUCUUACUAUGACUACAGGAACUUAAGCAAAAUGAGGAUGAUGGAAGCCUCGCUUUAUGACAAGAUCAUGGACCAGCAGAGAUUGGAACCUGAGUUCUUCAGAGUCGGAUUCUACGGAAAGAAGUUCCCUUUCUUCCUGCGGAAUAAGGAGUUUGUGUGCCGCGGCCACGAUUACGAGAGGUUGGAGGCUUUCCAGCAGCGAAUGCUCAACGAGUUCCCCCACGCCAUCGCCAUGCAGCACGUCAACCAGCCCGACCAGACCAUAUACCAGGCAGAUGCUCAGUACCUGCAGAUCUACGCGGUUACUCCCAUCCCGGAAAGUCAGGAUGUGCUGCAGAGAGACGGAGUGCCCGACAACAUCAAGAGCUUCUACAAGUUUAAUCACAUUUGGAGAUUCCGAUAUGACCGGCCCUUCCACAAGGGCACCAAAGACAAGGAGAACGAGUUUAAGAGCCUGUGGGUGGAGAGGACGACCCUGACUCUGGUCCAGAGUCUUCCUGGCAUAUCUCGCUGGUUUGAAGUGGAGAAGAGAGAGCUGGUGGAGGUGAGCCCGCUGGAAAACGCCAUUGAAGUGAUCGAAAACAAGAACUUGCAGCUGCGCACGCUGAUCACGCAGUGUCAGAACCGGCAGAUGCAGAACAUCAACCCCCUCACCAUGUGCCUCAAUGGUGUCAUCGAUGCCGCCGUCAACGGGGGCCUGGCCCGCUAUCAAGAGGCCUUUUUUGCCAAGGACUACAUCAUGAAUCACCCGGAGGAUGGCGAUAAGAUUGGGCGCCUGCGAGAACUCAUGUUUGAGCAGGCACACAUUUUGGAGUACGGCCUCGCCGUGCAUGAGAAGUUUGUUCCACAAGACAUGAGACCUCUACACAAGAAGCUAGUGGAUCAGUUCCAUCUAAUGAAAUCCAGUCUGGGCAUACAGGAGUUCCCGGCUUACGUGCGAGCGAGCCCCGUGCCCUUCACGAAUGGCAGCCCUCGAUCCUGCCGGAACUCAGUUCCAAGCAUCGUUAGCACAGACGCCAGCAGAGGGGUCGCAAGGCGGAGUUGGAGCAGCUACCCCGCCGUCAACCGCUAUUCCUCCUCCUCUCUAUCGUCACAAGCCUCCAACGAGGUCAGUAAUAUCACGGGACAGUCAGAGAGCUCUGAUGAAGUCUUCAACAUGCAGCCCAGUCCGUCUACCUCAAGCCUCAGCUCCAACCAUUCUGCCUCACCCAACGUCACCAGCUCGGCCCCGUCCAGUGCCAGAGGUUCACCUCAAAUGGCAGAGAAACACAAGCACGCCCGAGAAAACGCGUGUUUGUCUCCACGGGAGAGGCCGGUCAGUGCCAUAUUCCCCAAUCCUCACGACGCCACACAGAGAACUUCUGCUCAUCAGAUAGCGGAUACCACUUUACCAAGGAGUGACCCCAAUCUCUCGGCACCGGAUAAAGUGAGACCCACUCCCAGUAGCUGGAGCCUAGACAGUGUCAAGGAGGGCGGGCCGUCCUUCUCUGACUCUGUCUACAAAAUGCAAUGCCCUCCUGUUCCCCCUAGGCCGCCAUAUUCAGGAUCCUCAGCUAAAAACAUGAGGUCCCAAUCCCCGGUUCUCACGUCCAGAUCUCCCCAGAAGUCAACGGUGCCGCCGUUCACGCCGUCGCCCACCGAGUGCCAGUCUGCCAGCUUGGUGUCCAACUCGCCCGUCCUGUCCGGCAGCUACAGCAGCGGCAUCUCGUCUCUGAGCCGCUGCAGCGUGUCGGAGGCUUCAGGCACCGAGCUGCCCUCGCUGGACCACCCGCCGUACCCUCUUCCCCCGCCGGGCCCCUUCCCAAACUCCACCUCCAGCGGCUCGGACGAGCCGAUCCGCAGGGAGAACAAGACCCCUCCUCCCUACAGCGUGUACGAGAGGAACAACCCCCGCAGGCCCGUGCCGCUGCCUCACAGCCUCUCCAUCCCGCCGCAAACAGACCCGCCGGCUCUGCCGCCCAAACCCCACCAGCUGCGCACUGGCAGCAUGAAACUGGACGGAACUGCUGACCCGCGAGUCCCCAAACCCAGAUCUCUGCCCAGGAAGGUGUCCCAACUAUAGGUGCUAGUUCAGGGGCUUUGGGGGGGGGGGGACAUCACACACUGGCAUAAUUUGCACUUUUCUACUCAGCACUCAUUCUUUUUUGUGAUCUUCAUUCCCAUUUCACUGAAAAACCUGUCAGUCAGAAACAGAUCAAACUAAAUUAAGCAGAAAAUUCCCUUUUUUGUGUUUUCUAGAGGGAAUGUGAAUUUGAUCCCAGUCGUUCUUCACUUUCAGCUUUAGAUGAUCGAUUAGGAGAGCAGGGUCAGUCAUUAGGUCUGAUUACGGAACACUCCAGAUAAAAAAAAACCACUUUGAUAUGAGUACUAAUCUCAGAUAUAUGUAUAUUGGUAUAAAUGAGAAUUGUUUUCGCCUUAAGUAUUGGAAACAGUCUUUUAUCAGUGAGUCUUGCACGUUUUUUUUUUUUAACAACUCCGUAUUUGUAUGUUGUACAGCAAAAAAAGGUGCUAAGGGCCUCAAGUAUGCAUUUCAAUGAAGUGAGGAAGAUGUGAGGAAGAUGAGUUGUGGAUUUGCGCCUAAUCUGACACAUUCAGACUGUAUUUAUGACCGUAUAUGAUCAUUUUAAUGCAGUCUUUGAGGAUAUGUGUUCAACUCUUUUUGGCACAAAAUAGUUUUUUGGGAAUUCUCAUAAUUUUACGUAAAGCUCGUAAGUAGUUUGAAGACUUGAAUUCUCAGCUUCACAAUUUUUGGGGGCUUUCACACUGAGGUAGUGGACUCUGUUGGAAUGAGCAGGAAGUCGAAAAAAAAAAUUCUAAUUCUAAAUUAAUUUAAUGUCAUGUAGUUUUUUCUGCUGGCCUUUGGGGGGCAGUAUUGAACAAAACGAUCAUGAAGCAGCAAGAACAAAACCAGCCCGUUCUUGAGACAAUCUCUAUAAUCGCUGUUUAUUUUCCUCCAUACUUUUAUUGCAUUUCGCCAGCGCUGCUGAUAAUAUUUUUCGGACCACCAGAAUCUAAAGCGCAAUAUUAAUAAACCGAGAAUGAACAGCCUAUUUCAGGCUGUUUCACGGAAUCAAGUGAAACAAAACAGUCAGAUAAUGUGGUAUAUGACUACAUUACCCAGAAUACCUGUAGGGGCCAAGAGGCAGGUGAUUGGUCAGAGGUGUUGAUGGGAAGUUUUUUGUUUUUUUUGUUGAUCUACAUGUUUCCCAUUUAUUUUUGCAAUAAUUACCCCUUGCAGAAAGUUCAAAACAAUAUUCAAGUCAAACUUUAUUGACAACUCAACACUCACGUUUUUACUUCAAAUGGUUGAAGCACAGUACGCAUCACUACCAGGCGCCUGACUGUGGGAUCCAUAUGUCUCGUUUCCACUCUGCUAAUUUGAGCGUUUCCAUUAGAAAAAGGACCCAUUCAGUCAGACCGGAUCGUAACUGUUUUGGGCCCCUGUUGGUUGUAGGUCGAUGGACAAAUGGAACGGAUUGGUUACUGUUGAAACCCAUUGAUAGGCUGAAGGUCACUACAACAGGAGAAAACUCCAACAAAGCGGAUGUAUUUAUCUUCGUCGCCCGCAAUCUUCUCUCAAACAACAUUAAAUGUUUUGUAAAUACGAAGUACCAAAAGCCAAAAAGGAAAAAAAUGAGCUGGCGUAUGACCUCCUUGGCUGUUAUUAACUUCACCCCGCAUGUGCCGUGACGGUCUAACUUUGAAUGGAAACACUCACCUGAAUUGCCUGGACCAUUCUAAACUGGACCAGACCGGACCAUAAAUGGAAACGAGGCUCUAAUACCCCAACAAUCAAACAGUGCGGCUUCAUAGUUUACCAAGGACGUACUAAAACAUUUUGAGUUUUUUUGAGUGCCAUGUACCACAGAAAACAAAUCCAGGAGGGUAAGCAUAACCAGAAUAUCUAAAAAAGCAUACCAGACUAUAUUUUAUUUUGGAAAAUUUAAUUUUUGCUUAUUUUAGCCAGAAUGAUGAUCAACUGUUUUCAGGCAGACAAGAGUUCAAUCAAUGGAUUGAAUUGAUUGAAUAGAUUCAGAGUUCAGGUGCGUUUUCACAUCUCGCAAACAAAGCAACUGUAGUCCAGACCCAACAGCCCAGUGUGAAAGCAAAACCCCCAAAAGUCAACAAGAAAAGGUGUCUCAUUUACUAUCAAGUCAUGAGUUUGGACCAAACACAUGCACACAAACCCGACCUUGCACUGCCGUUGCCGUUUAUGUGAACGUUGUCGUUUCCCGCAUGGCGUAGAAACCCAGAGAUCUUCUCUGACCAGUUCAGUGAGUUAGCGCCAUCAUCAUUUUUGUGCCAAAGCUAAGUAAAUGGUAGUUUGCUCCCCAUUUUGUUUUUUCUUAAAUUAAGCUUCUUUUACUUAAAGGAGACUUAAAAAUGAAUUUUUUUAGACUUGAAAGAACAUUUCAAGUAACUUUAACUGUAAAAUCCAAAUUAUUCACAAUUGUUUUUGUAUCUAGAUAAGCACAAACGCGGUUUUCUCUUCUGUUAAAACCAAUCCUUUAACGGUGACCUCUUUUUAUUCCUUUUAUUUUUUAAGCAGGAAGUUUCCUUAUCAGAUGAAGAGUAAGACGUGAAUGUCAGCAUCAAAAACAUUUUCAAACAGAUUCUUGUCAAAAAGAAGGAUGUGUAUGGACUGCACUACAAACAGUUGUUCAUUUCAGCCAAGUCAUGCAUUGCAGCAGUGAAAUUGAUUCUUUUGUGGUGCGCAUAUUUCAGCAUUUUUUUAAUACGGGAAAACUGCAUUUUUAGCAAAAAAGAUGAAGUAAUUCAAAUAGUUGCCACCUUUUUCAAGGAACAAAAAGUAGAUGGGAUUGUUUGUAUGUUCUUUUCUAAAUUCUUUUGGUGAACUUUUUGGAGAUUAAAUAUUCAUAUUAAUCAGUACUUAAAGAGCGUGUAAAUUAUAUGAUGAGAUUAAUGUAAGUACGCCAAAUAUAAAAAUUUGUGUAUUUCAAUUCAUGUAAAUACGGUGUUUUUAACAAAAUGUAGCUAUAACAAUUUACAGCUUUGAAUGUAAUGUUAAAGCAGCAAAAUGAUUAUUAUAAAUGUUUAAACUUCUAUUGUUUUGUGAGUGUAGAAGAACUAAAGUCAUGCCAAAUGACUCAUUUAAAAGUUCAAUAAACUGCCUGAUGAAACAGAAAUGGA
Messenger RNA from Oryzias latipes (Japanese medaka), 9223 nucleotides. RefSeq names its product dedicator of cytokinesis 4b (gene dock4b). Gene Ontology annotation, molecular function: small GTPase binding; guanyl-nucleotide exchange factor activity; GTPase activator activity. Gene Ontology annotation, cellular component: plasma membrane; cytoplasm. Gene Ontology annotation, biological process: cell chemotaxis; small GTPase-mediated signal transduction. Lineage: Eukaryota; Metazoa; Chordata; Actinopteri; Beloniformes; Adrianichthyidae. The record is from RefSeq and is a predicted model, not a curated record.